AUGUCUGUCAACUACUGUGAGAUAGCUCUAGCCAAGAAUCCAAGUGGUGCUGAGCCCAACUUUGUCGAUCCACCUUCCCUCCUUGCCACUGUACAAGCAGUCGGAAUCACCUUUGGCAUUGUGGCUCUACUUCUCAUCCUUUCGAGGCUGUAUAUUCGAGUCCAGAGCAAAAAUGCACUAGGAGUAGAUGAUGCUUUCAUCGUUGUCUCCUUCGCCCUUGCCGUCGCCUAUACAUCGAUUGCUGCCACAUUUGGACCUGUUACCAGACAUGCGUGGGAUCUGCCAGUCUGCUACCUUGACGCGGCAUACAUCAAGAAAAGCUUUGUGGCAUCACUUUUCUAUGGACCUAUGUUGUUCUUUGCCAAGGCAUCCAUCCUCCUACUCUACUACCGCGCCUUUAGUGCUGAACGUUGGAUGAAAUGGUGCAUCUACCUAUUUAUGGUGAUUAUGUUCGCAGCCUAUUGGAUGACAGUCCAAGCAGGCAUGAACAUUGCAGUCGAUGUUGCCAUCAUCAUCCUCCCCUUGCCAAUUAUUUACAAAUUGCACAUGCCUUUCGAGAAGAAGAUCGGCCUCGCCAUCGUCUUCGCAACUGGUCUAUUUGCCUUGGUUGCCAGCUUAUUGACGGUCAAUUAUCGAAUCCUCAUUGUUUACUCAACAGAUAGUUCCUGGGCUGGAGCGCAGACGUAUAUUUGCAUUCAAGCGGAAGUAUAUGUGACGCUUGCUGUUGCUUGUAUGCCGUCCCUCGCUAAAUUCUGGAACAUCAAAUUGGUUAAGUCGGCAUUCUACCGAAGCUUCCAAUCCCUCUUGUCCCGCGUAAGAGGGUCUGACACGACGGCCAAAUCCUCUUUCAAAAAUGUUGAUGAGAUGCCGUUUGGAAAUGAUUCCACUGCCGUUCUUCAAAGGGGGGUAGGUUAUGUUGAGAUACGUCCCUCUCGCAGUAGCGAUGGUCGGCAAGUUCCAAACGGGAUUUACAAGAUGACCACAUUCAAGACGGAGAGAACGGCAGAAAUCUAA
Messenger RNA from Diaporthe amygdali, 1014 nucleotides. RefSeq lists its product as uncharacterized. The record is from RefSeq and is a predicted model, not a curated record. Lineage: Eukaryota; Fungi; Ascomycota; Sordariomycetes; Diaporthales; Diaporthaceae. Bases 1 to 1014 code for a protein of 337 amino acids. The transcript is spliced from 7 exons.